Molecule: messenger RNA, 342 nt
Organism: Parnassius apollo (apollo)
Lineage: Eukaryota; Metazoa; Arthropoda; Insecta; Lepidoptera; Papilionidae
Source: the annotation of a GenBank genome assembly
AUGGACUCUUUACUAGGGUCUUACAGGAGGGAAAAGUCGAGAAAAAAAAGCCGAAUCACAGGAUCAGGUCGUGGUGAAAUAUAUGUUUCGAAUUUGUAUGCCUAUGAAGCCUUCAGUUUUCUGGGAGACAGAAAUCACCCAGGAAAUACACAAGAUACUUUAGGUGAAGAAAAUGCAAGUCAGGAUAAUACUAGAAAUGAUGAUGGUCAUAACGAAGAAAGAAAUGAAACUUCAAACUCGACGAUAACGGAAGGACCUAAACAAAAGUCAACUAUACCUAAAAAGAGAUCCAAAAUGAACGAAAGUGAUGAUCUUACUGAUACGCCAUAUCUGAAGCAUUAA